Mollisia scopiformis is the source of this 1113-nucleotide messenger RNA. RefSeq lists its product as uncharacterized. The coding region runs from base 1 to 1113 and encodes 370 amino acids. The record is from RefSeq and is a predicted model, not a curated record. The transcript has 3 exons. NCBI's taxonomy places the organism in Eukaryota, Fungi, Ascomycota, Leotiomycetes, Helotiales, Mollisiaceae.
AUGGACAUGGAUCAAAACAGCCGUAACUCUACCGAGAACUCGAGCAGAAGAGUGAAAUCUGAGCCCUCAGACGAAUUCGGAGGCUUGUUCAAUACGUCGAACCACAGGUCUAAGCCACACACAAGGAGUUUCGGUAACGAUCGCUUUGCCACUGUCAAAUCUGAUUGUUCUCAACGGAAUAUCGCUCCUCGAUAUAAGACAGCUGCAGAUUCUCAGAAGCUUGGGGAAUCUUACCAACAUACACUACGACCCUCAAGACAAGACAUAGACAACCCCGUGAGGGACCCUGGUAAUAGACAUACUGAAGGACAGAUCGGGGGAUGGUCCAAUAACGAGAGCAUCAAAUCAUCUGUUGAAUAUAGUUCGAAGGGACGCUAUUUUACGCCUGUACAGAUCGCGAGAUUUCAAGCCGAGCUCAAGAAGAACUCAAUUCUAACUAGCGACGUCCGCAAAAUGCUUGCCACCGAGUUCGGGCGGACUGAAGAAUCUAUUCAGGUAACUCCAGACUCGUCAUUGGAUUUCAUCCGGGAAGUUAACACUGUUAAUGGAUGCUUCCGAAGACAAAGGAAAAUUAGCACAAACUUUCCUACGCUUGCUGACACUUUAACGUCGGAGAAAUCGAGUGCUGACGAAGAUGGAGCUCAACCCGACGCAGUAAAGUUGGUUACCAGAUCACAGGAAUUGAUACCUAAGAAUUUUAGAACGAGCGCCCAGCAUGAGUCAAACUUCCAGGAUGGAGCUGACAAUUUUGGACCUGCUGUUAAAAUUGAUCUUGAGGGAGAGAGAACGACUUCCAACAAACGCCGUCGUGGCUCGUCAGAGGAUGGAAGAUUAGAAGCUGGCCCAAAGGAAACUCCAAGUAUGGUUCCUCAAGAAAGUAAUUCCUGGCAUCAGCAGACCCCAACAACCAUGGUCGGCACGAAUCAGGGAGGAGGCGGCGAGAGGCUUCACUAUUCUAACACAAGGGAAGGACUCCCAGGAUUGAGAGAAUUGCGAGCAAAAAUUGUGGGGGACAUUGUGAUGCUCAAAAAGAAGUUGCACCAGAGUCGCAUUGAUUUACUCAAUGUUGUGGAAGAGAUCGAGGACAUGGGGAGAAUGGAGGGGGCUUUGUAA